This is a messenger RNA of Spinacia oleracea (spinach), 792 nucleotides long. Its product is annotated as altered inheritance of mitochondria protein 3-like. The record is from RefSeq and is a predicted model, not a curated record. Lineage: Eukaryota; Viridiplantae; Streptophyta; Magnoliopsida; Caryophyllales; Amaranthaceae. Bases 1 to 792 code for a protein of 263 amino acids. The transcript is spliced from 2 exons.
AUGUCUUGUGCUUUGUCUUGUGAUUAUUGUGGUUCAUUUGAGCAUCCCUCUUCAUAUUGCUAUCCUUUCGACCAACCCAUGGAACAAGUUAAUGCUUUUAAUAAUGCAAACAACCAACGGUUUGAUCCUUAUUCCAACACCUAUAACCCCGGUUGGAGGCACAACCCAAGGUUUAGUUGGAAGGAUGAUCAAACCCAAGGCCAACCUUCAAACUUCCAAAGACCACCACCACCACAAAGCUAUCAAAGUCAAGGGAGCUACCAAGGUCAAUCCUCCUCUUCUUCUCAAUUUCAAAAGCCACCUCCACCACAAAGCUUUCAAAAUCCUCCUCCCGGUUUUCAAAGACCACUCCUCAAUGCCCCACCUCCUCAAGAGUCAAAUAUUGAAACAAUGUUGAAAACUUUCAUGACUCAAGUCAACCAAAAGUUUCAUUCCAUGACCACCCAUAAUAAAAUGCUUGAAACACAAAUUGCGCAAUUGUCAUCCUCUAAUGCUUCAAGAGUUCCCGGUUCUUUGCCUCCUCAAGGGGUAAGCCCCGGUGAGACCCAUCAAGCUAAUGCUAUUGUGAUAAGAAGUGGGAAAAACAUUGUGAAUUCAACUACUAAGAGUCCAACUCAAGGAGAGAGUGAGCCCAUUGAUGAGAGUGAGCCUAUUGUUGAUACCACCAUAUAUGAGGAAGAGGUUGUGGUGAGUGAACCAAUGGUUGUUGAAGUUCCAAAGAGAGUGGUCCCUCCUUACAAGCCCAAAUUGCCUUUCCCAUCUCGUUUUGCCGGAGCUAACCUUGAUGAUUAA